Orbicella faveolata is the source of this 2186-nucleotide messenger RNA. RefSeq lists its product as uncharacterized. Gene Ontology annotation, biological process: carbohydrate catabolic process. The record is from RefSeq and is a predicted model, not a curated record. Lineage: Eukaryota; Metazoa; Cnidaria; Anthozoa; Scleractinia; Merulinidae. Gene Ontology annotation, molecular function: hydrolase activity, hydrolyzing O-glycosyl compounds; carbohydrate binding.
UCUGAUGUCUUGAUCCGUUCUUCAGUUCACUUUCAGCAAAUUUACGUGGAUAUUCCCGGACUGUCUCAUCAUAUUUACAAUCCGGAAGACGUUCACAGAAUAGAGUGAUGGAACAGUUGCCUUAUUGGCUGCUUUUGCUUUCAACCUGGGUUCUCGUAGUGUUUUUCCAGUGCGCCAACUGUUACCCAUCAGAAUGUGUUCUUCCUUUUCCGCGCAGUUAUGUUGUGUACCAUUUGGACGAGCAGGAAUCGAUUGAUGUUGAUGGAAAGCUGGACGACAAAGCAUGGACUCGUGUUUCUUGGACAGAGGAUUUUAUAGAUAUUCAGGGAUCAGAUUGGAAAAAGCCCCGCUUUAGAACUCAUGCUAAAAUGCGAUGGGAUGACAAAUACUUGUAUGUUGGAGCCUUUCUUCAGGAGACGGAUGUGUGGGCAAACCAAACAAAGCAUGACUCAGUGGGUAAAUGUCAGUCAUACCAUAUCAUUUAUGUCAGAAACUAUGUCCAACAACCAGAGCUUACCCCAGUUUCUUCUGCUGAUUUAAUUGGGUUGUUUCCAUUCUUUACACUUAUUGUUCAAGACAAGUACUGGACCGUAGAGCUGGCUCUUCCAUUCCACAAUCUUGUUGAUCACAGUCCCACAGCGUCAGCGCCACCAAGGAACAAGGAUCAAUGGAGGAUAAACUUUAGCAGGGUUGAGUGGCGUGUUAGGAAUGUCCAUGGGCAUUAUGAAAAGGUUCCAAAUGUACCUGAAGACAAUUGGGUGUGGUCCUCACAAAGUGCCAUUAACAUGCACCUUCCAGAAAGAUGGGGAUUCAUUCAGUUCAGCACAGAUGCAAUAAAUAAGACAGAGUUUGUUCCUACACCCAACUGGCCUGUGUACUCAGGGCUGGUAAUGCUUUAUGAUGCUGAAAAGAAAUUCAUGGCAGUGAAUGGUUAUUUCACGGCAAACCUGACUCAGCUUGAAAUACCUUCUGCCUUGAGAACUGGUCAGUGUGAUUAUGAGCCUGCAGUGCAAGUUGAGAAGACUUACAAUUUCGAGGCAACAGUCAAACCGAAUGAUCAGCGGCUUCCCGUUGGACAUAUACGAGAUGACCGCCUUAUUUGGUUCUCUGAUAAAAACCGCUAUCUUGAAAUUUAGCCAAAAAGAAAUUAUCGUGUUAUUUUGUUAGAAGCUUUUAAAUUAUUUUUAUAGUAAGUAUAUGACCGUAUAUGAAUGCUCUAGGCCGGGCGGAGUCUGAAUCAUCUGCCUUGCAGAAUCAACGGAAUUCAUUGCGACGUCAAUUUCGGCUAAAUUAAAGGGAAAAAGUAGAUUUAUUGCGCGCAUCGGCGAGCAAUUCAAAGCACUAUAUAGCUUAGUAUUACUGGAUGCGGCGUGGGGCCUGUAACGCCAGGCCAUAGGUUUUAGGUUAUUACAUGUAAUUUUACAAGUGGGUUUUGAGUGUAAAACACUCCAUUUCGACUAUUUCGAAUUCCUUUUUUUCGGCUAACGCAUAACUUCACGCUCGUUAACGCGGCUGAAACUGUUAAUGUCAUCUCUGGCUCUACGUAUAGUUCAGCGCGGAGUAGUGACUUUACCUUCCUCGGUUUUACUAGACUUCUAGUUAGAUAAUUCUAAUAUUGCCCCGGAACUCUUUUUUUACUCGCCUACAAGACCGCUUUAGAUCCUGACUAUCCGCUGUUUCCAAUUUUCUCAUAGCUAUAUAUCAUCCACUUGGUGCGAUGAAAAAAAGAAGAUUAAAAAGUAUCACAAGAGGCAAAACGCAACUGGAGUUGCAAUCGACUGAUAACUUACAGUGAGAUACUAAACCACGUACCAGCACUCUAAAUAUUACAUCACAAAUAAUAGUUAAUCAUAAUUGCUUUACUGAUAUUAGAAAACAAACUACUGUGUGGAGGUACGUAAGAUCAAAGCAAGGUAACAUUGGAGUGAUAAUCUAUUCCUGGUUCAGUCAAACUGCAAACUAUCAGGGAUGAAGAAGUACGUUAUUUUAAAAAUAGCGAUGACUUAAAUGAUACAAAAGUAAAUUUGUUAAAUGUUAAUAGGCCGGUUUAUUGAAUAACGAGGUUUUAAUUGCCAGGACUCUCAAGUGAAUGUAACACGAUUUUAAGACUUCUUAGACCAAGGAGUCCUUUCCUUAAUAUAGUGACCGUGUGAAGAGGCUAUAUUACACCGACUUUCCUUUGGUGG